AUGAUUCAUGACGGUGAGGGCUUGAAACGGAGACCUGAUACUUACAAGGUCAAUUCGUUAAAGAAUGCAUCCACCGAGGACAAUGAGAAAGUCUCAUCUCUUGAUAAGAGACCGCAAUCUGUGGAAUCCCACAAGUUGGAUGCGGGAUUGAUUGCGGCGGCAGCUCAUGCGGCGGUACCUAAUUGGACCAACAUGGUUCUGAUGGUCUCACUAAUCUUCGGGGGCUGUUGUGCGAAUGUGUUCACACUCGAGGCCAUUAUCAAAGAACAAUCUACAGCUGGCCCUUUAAUCACGUUCGCGCAAUUUGUUCUAUGCGCCAUCUUCACUCUUCCACAUUUCCUUUCCUUUUCUGCGGGGCCUCAAAACCUGUUUAUAAGCCCACGAGCAAUCCCACUCCGAUCAUGGAUUAUCUAUACCGCAUUUUUUGUCUCGGUGAACAUGUUGAAUAAUUGGGCGUUUGCAUACAAGAUCUCCGUGCCUCUUCAUAUCAUUAUUCGGUCUGGUGGCCCUGUCGCCUCUAUGGUCGUGGGAUAUAUCUUUAAUGGUAAAAGAUAUUCCCGAGGCCAAAUUUUGGCAGUGGUCAUGCUUACGGCAGGAGUGGUGGCCGCUGCGUUGGCUGAUGCGCAGGCCAAAGGGCAGAAGGUGGAGAUGAUAUCCGAGUUGGACACAGCCGUCAUGACGACCACGAUUGGCUUCACCAUUCUCGCCUUAGCCAUGAUCCUGUCGGCCUUGCAGGGAAUCUAUGCUGAUCGACUGUAUGCGACCUAUGGUCGUGAUCACUGGAAGGAGGCUCUAUUCUACUCGCACACCCUUUCAUUGCCACUGUUCUUGACUAGCUUCUCACAGCUAUCAUCACAAUGGCAAGUGGUGUCGUCUUCGCCAUCAUUGCUCUCCAAGAUCUCGGACGGAACCACACUCUCGGUUCUAUCGGCCGUUCAAAAGUCUCCCUCAAUCCAAUCGCUCCUAGACCAACUUCCGAUCCAAGUGGCCUACUUGAUUAUGAAUGCAUUGACCCAGUAUUUGUGCAUUCGAGGCGUACAUUUGCUAUCUGCCAAGUCCUCCUCGUUGACAGUGACUGUCGUGCUCAAUGUUCGUAAGCUUGUGUCACUUCUUCUGUCGAUCUACCUGUUUGGAAAUCAUCUGGGAUCAGGGGUUUUGGUCGGUGCGAUCUUAGUCUUUCUAGGUGGUGGAUUAUAUGGAUUUGAAGGAGCAAGGCUGAGAAAGCUGGUCAAGAAAUCACAGUGA
Penicillium odoratum is the source of this 1245-nucleotide messenger RNA. RefSeq lists its product as uncharacterized. Gene Ontology annotation, biological process: transmembrane transport. NCBI's taxonomy places the organism in Eukaryota, Fungi, Ascomycota, Eurotiomycetes, Eurotiales, Aspergillaceae. Gene Ontology annotation, molecular function: UDP-N-acetylglucosamine transmembrane transporter activity. Gene Ontology annotation, cellular component: endoplasmic reticulum membrane; Golgi membrane. The transcript is spliced from 4 exons. The record is from RefSeq and is a predicted model, not a curated record. The coding region runs from base 1 to 1245 and encodes 414 amino acids.